Cynoglossus semilaevis (tongue sole) is the source of this 2185-nucleotide messenger RNA. It is a transcript of the gene hibch, whose product is annotated as 3-hydroxyisobutyryl-CoA hydrolase. NCBI's taxonomy places the organism in Eukaryota, Metazoa, Chordata, Actinopteri, Pleuronectiformes, Cynoglossidae. Gene Ontology annotation, molecular function: 3-hydroxyisobutyryl-CoA hydrolase activity. Bases 303 to 1445 code for a protein of 380 amino acids. Gene Ontology annotation, cellular component: mitochondrion. Gene Ontology annotation, biological process: L-valine catabolic process. The transcript has 14 exons. The record is from RefSeq and is a predicted model, not a curated record.
UAAAAGACAAAUCCUGUGUCACUGGGAUUAAAGACAAAAACGUGUUAUUUUUGUCUUUGAGAUCUUGUUUGUUUGUUCGUAAUAAUGUUGUUUAAAAUUCCUAGAUAAACAAAUCUAUGGUUUUCCAUUAAUUAAUGGAAGUCAAUACCUCCACCCGACAGUAGAGGGCAAUGUGCCUCCAACUAGUGUGGAUGUAGCCGGAUCUCCACUAAUCAGCGCCGUCUUCUUUGCGUGACCCGGAACUAAAACCGAAGCCCUGGUUUGCAUGUGUGCAGCCGGACAGGAGACAGGAGAGAGCAGUGAUGUUCCUAACGACUUCAACACACAGACUACGUUGUCUGUGCAGAUUGCGGAAUAUCCAAGGACACAUGAUGUCCAGUCACGUGGAGGCGGAGGUCUCACUGGAGAGGGUCAACAGAGCCGGAGUCAUCACUCUGAACCGACCUAAAGUCCUCAACGCCCUCAACCUGACCAUGAUUCGUCAGAUCUUUCCUCAGAUCCAGAAAUGGGAAAAGGACGAAGAAACCGACAUCAUCAUCAUCAAAGGAGCAGGUGGAAAAGCCUUCUGCGCUGGAGGAGACAUCAGGGCGGUGACAGAAGCUGGAAAGACGGGCGAUCCUCUGGCCCAGAACUUUUUCCGUGAAGAAUACAUCCUCAACAACGCUAUAGGAUCUUGCAGUAAACCAUAUGUUGCCCUUAUUGAUGGAAUAACAAUGGGAGGGGGAGUCGGUUUGUCAGUUCACGGACGAUUUCGAGUGGCCACGGAGAAAACGCUCUUUGCCAUGCCGGAAACCGCCAUAGGUCUGUUCCCUGACGUGGGCGGGGGCUACUUCCUGCCCCGGCUGCGUGGCAGGUUGGGUCUGUUCCUGGCUUUGACCGGGUUCCGUCUGAAGGGACGUGACGUGCAGAGAGCUGGAGUCGCCACUCACUUUGUAGAGUCUGAGAAGAUCCCAGACCUGGAGAAGGAGCUGGUGGACUUGAAGUCUCCUUCUGCUGAAGAUGUCGGCCGAGUGCUGGACGUCUACCAGAGACAGAGUUCGCUGGAUGCUGAGAAGCCUUUUGUCCUGGACAAACACAUGUCUGAUAUUGACAGACUGUUCAGCUCCAGCAGUGUGGAGGGAAUCGUCCAGAACCUGAAGGCCGACGGUUCGGAGUUUGCGGUCAAACAGGCCGAGACACUGUCCAAAAUGUCUCCCACGUCUCUGAAGAUGACCUUCAGGCAGCUGCAGUUGGGGGCGUCCCUGACCCUGCAGCAGGUGUUGGUGAUGGAGUACCGCCUCGUCCAGGCCUGCCUGAGGGGCAGUGACUUCUACGAAGGCGUCAGAGCAGUUUUGGUUGACAGGGACCAGAAUCCCAGGUGGAGCCCGUCGUCUCUAGAGGAAGUGUCCAAACAAAGUGUGGACCAGUGUUUCACAUCGUUAGGAGACAAGGACCUGACCUUCUGAUGUCCCUGUCUGUCCACCUGUCCUGAUGUCCCCGUUUGGUCCUCCUGAAUCCUGUCUGAUGUCUGGACUUUUGUUUUACUCUGAAUCAUGGAACGAAGAAGAAAAGUUCAGACCUAGAGUUUCAGUCCUUUCUAUUUUUUGCAGUUUCAUUUUUCUGACUUUUUAACUGUCUGACGUUCUCGGUGAGGUCAGCAGGUCAUGAACUGACCUCUAUGCAAAGGUCAGGCACCGUGAUCAUAUCAUGGUUGUCUGAAGGUUUAUUGUUGGACGCACACUCAUAUUUAUAGAGAUGCAGAUAAGCUGCAGAGGGGAAAAAACAAUUUAGCUGUGAAAAAUAAAAACACUAAAUAACAGUGGAAUUAAUGUCCAGUUCUUUUUAAAACAGCUGUUAAAGAACCACUGUACUAACAUGAAUUAUUAUAAUUGUUUGAUUUGAACUAGUUUAUUUAGAUGAACUGUAAUCAUGUCUUUGAAGCCAGUAGUAGUACAGAAAUAAAUAAAUAAAUGAAGAACUGAUUUAACGAUUUGACAUUUUCUUGAAAUUUAUGCUCAAAUUGGAAGAAAAAAAGGUGAGUAAUGGUCACUGAUGUGUUCAAGUGUUUCUGAAAUAUGAAUUUAUUUUUUAUUUAUUUCGUCUUGGAGCUGCUAAGCUAAUGCUGCUAUGUGAUGUUUUCUUGAAAUGCCCUCAAAUUGGAAGAAAAAACUUAAUAAAAUAUCCAACAAAUUCAUAUGUGUGUUGU